GGAUGAGCUUGUCGCCUUCUGAAUUUUCUAUGGUGACGAAAUAACCUGGCGACUCGGCUCGACUUGGGAUUCGAUUCCACUCCACCCUCCACCCUCGACAAUCCUGCCCGCCUCUCCCCGACAAUGCGCCUGUCUGGGCUAUAAUCUGGCAGCAGCAACCACGACUUGGACCUUGUAUCUUUCUUUCUCGGAGCAGGUCGAACACACCCCUCCACCCCCACAUCCACAGGUCAUCCAUCAUGCUCUCACGGGCAGCCCUGCGCCUGGCCCAGUCGGGUGCUGCGUCAAGAUGGGUCUCUGCCGCACCCACCCGCAGAGCCCUGCCUGCAUUGACAACGACGUCGAUAAUAUGGAGUAGGGGCAUGGCCAAGGACAACAAACCAUCUUCGCGAUUCGGGCCCUCGUCAAAUACACCCCAAAAACCAGCCAAGCCAGAACAGCAGCCCGCCCCAGAACAACCAAAGGCUGUCGAGCCCGAACCUGCGAAGCCUGUCGAGCCAGCCGCCGACAAGACCCCCGAGGCCCCCGAGAAGCAGAUCCCCCUGUCUGAGCUUCCCGACCUUACGCAGGGUAUCCCGUCCACCUUUGCCUUCGAGCAGGCCGCCGCCAACGAGAAGGCCGCGUUGGAGAGGGUCGAGGAGGAUGCGCCCACAAGCCCAGGCGGCGGGCGUGGCAAGGGCGAGCUGCCUGCCUCAGCAUACAUAUCCUCCACCGAGAAGCGCCGCCAACGGUUCGCAAACUACAUGUUUGCCGGCGCCCUCGCCGGUAUGGUGGGCGGCGUCGUCUAUCUCGGCCGGAACUGGGACGACGAGGAAGAGGGCAAGCACCCAGAGGUCCCCAACGGCUGGGGCCUCGGUCUCUGGUGGAACCGCGCCUCGACGCGCAUGAGCGAGGUACUGACCUACUACCACGAGCCUGCCUUCGAGAAGCUGCUGCCCGACCCAGACCCCAUGUUCGAGCGGCCAUACACGUUGUGCAUCAGCCUCGAGGACAUGCUUGUGCACAGCGAAUGGACCCGUGAGCACGGCUGGCGGCUGGCCAAGCGCCCUGGCGCCGACUACUUCCUGCACUACCUCAGCCAGUAUUAUGAGCUUGUCCUCUUCACCUCGGUGCCUUUUGCCAUGGGUGAGCCUCUCGUGCGCAAGCUAGACCCUUACCGAUUUAUUGUCUGGCCGCUGUUCCGAGAGGCCACCAAGUAUAAGGAUGGUGAGAUUGUAAAGGAUCUCGCCUACCUGAACCGAGACCUCUCCAAGGUCAUCAUGAUCGACACGAACCCACAGCACGUCAAGGCCCAGCCCGAGAACGCGAUCGUGCUCCCCAAGUGGACCGGCGACCCCAAGGACACGGAGCUGGUGUCGCUGAUCCCCUUCCUCGAGUACAUCCACACGAUGCAGUACAGCGACGUGCGCAAGGUGCUCAAGUCGUUCGAGGGCAAGCACAUCCCGACCGAGUUCGCGCGCCGCGAGGCCAUCGCGCGCGCCGAGUUCAACAAGCAGCUCGAGGCCGAGCGCCGGAGGCACCCGCACCGGGGCCAGAGCGGCAUGGCGGCGCUGGGGGGGCUGUUCGGCCUGAAGCCGCAGAACCUGAGCGUCAUGGUGCUGCCCGAGGGCGAGCAGGACCCGGCGACCGCGUUCGCGCAGGGCAAGAUGCUGCAGGACAUUGCGCGCGAGCGCGGGCAGAAGAACUACGAGGAGAUGGAGAAGAUGAUCCGCGAGAACGGCGAGAAGUGGCUCAAGGAGGAGGCCGCGCUGCAGGAGGCCGCGCAGAAGGAGGCCAUGAACAGCAUGAAGUCCUCCUUCACGGGCUGGUUCACGCCCGGCCCCGGCGGCGCGGGCGGCGACGGGUCGGACAAGAAGCCGUGAUAUGAUGACGUUCAUAAUCCCCUGACCUCUGGGCUGUGAUAUUACAUACAGCCUUUGGGGUGUGGCUCUCACCGCUCUAGUCCCGUCCCGCCCGCUGCCCCUAACUCUCUUCUCUACCUAGAUAGGUUCGCGUCACACACGUACUUGGUCUUUAUCGUUUGCUGGCGGCGGCAUCUGCAUAGGAGUACUGUACUGACUGGGCGGCCUCGUUUUCAGUGAGGCUUUCGCGUGUUUCUGUUUCACACAUAAUGAGGUAAACCCAUCUUCCACAUAGGUGGUUUUUCAUAUGCCGUGAGGUGGGGGGGGGUUCUGAACGGAUCAAAAAUAUGUAGACUACUUUGCUCCAUAGAUGAUGGGCCGAUAUGGUCGGCCGUGUACGAAUUUGAGGAUAUCCUGACAA
Messenger RNA from Diaporthe batatas, 2262 nucleotides. RefSeq names its product protein translocase subunit TIM50. NCBI's taxonomy places the organism in Eukaryota, Fungi, Ascomycota, Sordariomycetes, Diaporthales, Diaporthaceae. Bases 240 to 1862 code for a protein of 540 amino acids. The transcript has 2 exons. Gene Ontology annotation, molecular function: phosphoprotein phosphatase activity. The record is from RefSeq and is a predicted model, not a curated record.